AUGUCAAAAAAGAAACAAAAGAAUUAUUUUGCUUAAUAAUUACAGCAACAGCAAUAGCAAAUUUAGUAUUUGUCUAGUCAACUUAAUCCAUAAGUUUACUUCUAAGAAGAAAAAAUUAAGAGCAUCUAUCUUUAGAAAGCCAACAAGAAGAAAAAGACAAAGUUUGAGCAGAAUAUUCAGCAGCAAAUGCCACUUAUUCAAAGGCAAGGCAUUACAACCAAGCUAUUUUCAUAGAAAACAGAUGACUCACUCUUGAUUCUAAACUAUCCUGGGAUCAUGCCCAAUGAGUACAGUAAAGAAUAGAUUUCAAUGGAUGAGUCAUCACUAUAAUAACUAAAGAUAAUUAAUUAUGAAGGUAGCCAAGAGAGCGAUACAAACUAUAACAGCAGGGAACCAAGAAACAGUUAUCCUUAUUAGAAGAAAAAGGAACAGGAAUUCAGCAGUAUAACAAGGUAUAAGGAAAUAUUAGCAGCCACAGCAGAGGAAUCAGACGAACCAUAAAUACCAACAUUUUUGGAUAACACGAAUUCAACUUAAAGACACAUUUAUAAUAUGAAGCAAAUAGAGAAUAUGAAACAUGUUUCUUCUCGAUUAAUGCAGUAAUCAAAUUUUAAUAAGGCAUAAUCAAACAUUACUUCAAAUGAUGUUAGAGUUGCUGAGUUAAGUUAGCCAUUUCACAAGAAUAAUAAUUCUUAGAACUAUAGUGACUCUAAGGCUUAACUAGAAUCGAGAACAGAGAGUCACUUUCUAAGCAACCUACAAAAUAUGAAAUAACUCUACAAAUAAGCAGGUCAUGAAUAUUCUGAUCAAGUGUAGGCGGAUUUCCUAAAGUCGAAUCAGAGGAAAACUCAACUCAAGAAUUUCGAAACAGAUAUCUAUAACAACAAUCAAUAGGAGAAGCCUCCAAGACCAAAUAUAACUAGCAAUGUCUAAAAAGGAAUCAAUAGUCAGACAUUUAAAUUAAAAGAUCAGACACCCAUUCUAGCAUAGUCAUCAAAGAAGCAAAAGGUCAUUAAGACUGAGGACAGUUUUUACUUCCCUAGUGGAAUAAGCAGCUCAGAGGCAAAUAGAUCAUUCAAGGAUGAGAAUAGUAAAUAAAUUGCUGCAGCUGAGAGGUAUAAUAAUAUAAAGCAGAAGAGAUUGCCAAGUAAUGAAGCAUCCUAGAAAUUACCAAGCAUUUAAAAUGUGAAUUAAAGCAAGAGCAGAGAAAAUGGAGGAGGCAUUGGUGACAAUCGAAUUUCAUUUAAUAACUUGAAAAAUUACAAAAAAGAGAUCAUGAAUAUAAUCAUUAAAGAAAACACGAAUAGCAUCAACCUAUAGCCAUCAACUAAAUAGAAUAAUGUUUUUAUCCCAGAGUAAAUAAUGGUAGAAAGCAAGCAUCCAAGUACUGCUGUAUCAAAUCUUAGACUAUCAAAGAAUUUUGAUGAUGGCAAUCAAUAUUAAAACUUACUCAAAAUUAAUGAAAACUCUCAUCAAAAUUUUCCUCUCAGAAAUAAUAAAAGUCAGCUAAAAAAACAAUUUGAAGAAUAAAAAGAGUUAUCAUAAAAAGCACUAAAACGAGAAACAACAAUUAGUUAAAAAUAUCCUCUGAACUCCUAAAAAAAGUUAGAAAUCGAUUAGAAAGGUGCAGAAUUUGUUUAGAAUCAUGAAAAAUAAAGCACUAAAUCUACAUCUAUCAGUAAUAAUCACAAUAUUAGUAGCACAAGUAACAAUAAUAACCAUCGCAAACUAGAAAAAUUAAAAAGUAAUCCUAAUUCAUAAAGUACUCAAGAUCUGCAAAAAAUAAAUGAAUAAACAUUAAAUGAUGGAGAUGAUAGUAGCAAAAACAAAAGCAAACACUACUCCACAAUUGAGGAUAAUCAAAAGUUUCCAGAUUAUAAUAACUUUACAAAUAACUAAAGAUAAUAAUCACAAGCUAUUCCCUAAAAUGAGAAAAAUACUCCUGUGAAAAAGAGAGAUACAUCUAAUAAUCCAAAAGAACUAUCAUCAAUAUAAAGUUAGCAAGUCCAAAAUUUCUAUUAGACAUCGUACAAGAAUGAUUUAAAGUAAAAGAGAGACAGGAAUUAAUAACUUGAUGUAUUUCUUAAGGUGUAGAAUUAAUAAAAAAAUAAAAUGGAUUUAAAUAGAAGAGAGAGAGAUAUGAUGAGAACAUUUUUAAAAAGGCAUGGUUACGAUGGAGACGAUAAAAUUAUUUUCCUUUUGAAUUCUAGAGAUAUGCAUAUCAAAAGAGCAGCAAUUAAAAGAGGUUGGUUCGAAAAUCCUAUUUAAAAUUCAUCAUUUUUCGAUGUUAAGUGGGACUUUAAUGAUAAUUAAGGAGAGUAUAAUAAUAUGAAACCUAAUCAAUUUUACAAUCAUUUUCCAGAUGGGAGAGAGCUAACCACUAAAUAAGGUCUAAAUAAAAAUAUCAAUAAUAUAACUUAACAUGGAAUAGAUAUAUUUUAGUUCUAUCCUCGCUGCUAUGAUUUUUCAGAUGUUAGACAGAUUGAUUUAUUUUAGGAAGAUUUCAAUAGAACAGCCAUUCUUAAUAUAGUAAAGAGACAUGCUAAGCAUUUUAAAAAUUUGUUCAAGCAAUAGCUGUUAACUAUUUAUUAAGAAGAUUGCAAAAUUAAUGACAAUUUUUACAAAAAUUAAGCUAAAAGAGAAUUAAAACGAAAAUACUACAAUAAAUUUCCAGAUGAUCAAGAAAAAUUAAAAUUAGGAACUGUUAACCUGAUACUCCUAUAAAAUGCUUUAUUUUAUGCAAAAAAUGUUAUCAAUGAUAUUACAGAGAAAUGUGAAGGUGAUGAAUUUAUAAAAAAAGAUUUUUAUGUAGAGAGAUAUGAAUUUUAAGAUAAAAUUAUGGAGUUAAUGUUAUUGUAUACAAAUUUAUCUAUGCCAAUAAAUGAAGUUCCCGAAAGUCAUUAGAUCUUAACUAAACUUACUAGUUGGGAUUAUCCCAGUUUUUAUUUGAUGUUUGUGACCUAUAAGCUACAUAAACUACUAAAAAUCAAUGAUUAUUAAUAUGGAGCAAUAGAUAGUUAUCAUAAUACAUGGAUAUGCAAGCCUAGCUAUAAUGCUAGAGGUAUAGGUAUAUUUUGUUUUAAUAGUAUAAAGGAUCUCUUCAAUGGCUCAUCCAAGAAAAGUCCAGCUCCAAAAAUUGUUUAAAAAUAUAUAGAGAAAUCUCUCUUACUUAAAAAUAUGAAUCCUUAACAUCCUACUGAUUAGAGAAAAUUUGAUUUGAGAUAAUGGGUCUUUGUUAGCAGUUUUGAUCCUUUGAAAAUAUAUAUUUAUAAGAAAGCCUAUCUGAGAAUAUGCGGAUCAUCUUAUGACCUUGAGGAUGUUUCUGAUCCUUUUAAGCACAUUAGCAAUUAUUCAAUUUAGAAGAAUAAAUAAGACACAGUCGUUACUGAUUUGGUAAUGAGCUGUGAGGAUUUUAUUGAAUAUCUUAACAAAGAAAAUAUUAAAAUAAAUGGAGAGCAAGCAUCAUGGGACCACUUCUUUAAGUAAAUAUCAGAUAUAGUUAAAAUAACCUUGAAUUCAGUAGCAGAAAAUAUUGAGAAUAGAAGUAACAGUUUUGAACUUUAUGGUUUUGAUUUUGUCAUUGAUAAGAAAUUAAAUUGCUGGCUUAUUGAGGCAAAUAUGUCUCCUGCAUGUGCCGAAAGAACUCCAUGGCUUACAGAAAUGCUGGAUGAUAUGGCAGAUGGGCUAAUCUCCAUUUUAGAAAAGAAAGUAGUACUUUGUGGAUAAUUUAAUGGACAAUUAGGUUUAUUAGCUGAGGAUUAUCAAAAUAAGAAAAUAAAAUCUCAGAUAAAUUAAUGGUCAAAGAUACCAAUGAAACCAUCUUCUCUUGAUAAAAAAAAGAAAUCAAAUAGUAGUCCCACAAAGCAAAAUAACUUGAAAGCGAACAUCAAUUAAGUAUAACAGACUACUGCUUUAAACUUUAAUACCAAUUAAAAAAAUUAUUUAUUUGAGAUAGCUGGUUAAAAAAUGUCCUUAAAGCUGGAAAGAAAAAUUGACAAGAUAUUUAAGCAAAAUUGUGCUGCGAAUUUUAUCUAAAAAUACUGGAGAGGAUAUAGUACUAGAAGAUAAAUUUUUCUUUAAAAAAUGAUGGUAAGCUUAAAAGAAUCAAGGCGUAAAAAAGCAACCAAGAUUUUUAAUGAAAUUUUGGAGUAAAUAUUUAAUCGAGUCUAGUCAACUUAAAUAAUUGCACAAGGAUUUUCGGAGUUAAAAAUAAAUUAUAUUUCGAAAAAAUUAGAAAAUAAUUCUAAUUCUAUGUCGAAAAUUAUAAAGCUAUAAAGGUACUUUAAAAGAAAGUAUUAAGAAAAUAGAAGAAUAUUAAGGAGGUAAAAAAUUGAUGAUACAAUAGGUUUGGAUUUUCUCUAAGUUCCAAACAUGUCAUAUCAAUAAAAAAGCAAAGGAAGUAAUAUUUAUUAAGAACUUGAAGAACUCGAUCAAAGAAGAAGGGAACUAGCCAGAUUUAGAGGUUCAAUGGCUCCAUCUAAAUAAUCUAGAAGUAAUUUUGAUUAAGAUUUGCUUUUGGAUUUCCAUUCAAUUGGCUUAUAAUUGAAUUAGGUGGAAUUUUAAACUAUUCAAAGGCGGAAUGAAUCAAAGACAUUCAAGAAAUUGUCAAUUAAAAAUUCUCCCAAAUAAUCUCCUUAUUUAACCAAUAUGAGAAUUAAUACCUAAAUUGCUUUUAAGAAAAAACCGAAAUAGAGCACAGUAAAAAAGCUAAAGGAUCCUAUCCAAUCUCUUAAUAUGACGCUAAUUAAAACGCAGAGAGAAAAUAAGCUUAACUUUGAUGAUGAAUUUGUUACUGAGGAGAUCUUGAUUUAAGAUGAAAAAUUGCCUUGA
This is a messenger RNA of Stylonychia lemnae, 4830 nucleotides long. NCBI's taxonomy places the organism in Eukaryota, Ciliophora, Spirotrichea, Sporadotrichida, Oxytrichidae. The record is from the annotation of a GenBank genome assembly.